AUGAGCACCCAAGACGCCAGCAAGACAUCAUCCCCGCUUUUUCUGGGACUUGAUCUCUCGACACAGCAGCUCAAAGUCAUUGCACUUCAGUGCGCAAUUAAUCAGGAUGGACAUUCGACUACGCUCGAGACGCAUUCAACUUUUGCCGUACAGUUCGACGCCGACUUGGCGCACUACCAUACCCAGGGCGGCGUCACCGUAGAGGAUGACACAAGGGACAGGGGCGUCGUAACAGCGCCUGUCCUGAUGUGGGUCGAGGCUCUGGAAUUGGUCCUGGAUAGGAUGAAGCAGGCCGCGUUUCCGUUCGAGCGCGUACACGCCAUUUCUGGAGCCGCUCAGCAACACGGCAGUGUGUAUUGGUCCCAUCAAAGUCAAGAAGCCUUCCGGAUCAUGCAAUCCUCCGCAAGUACGAGCAACGAGACCCAUUCGUUAUCUUUAGUCGAGAUCUUUCAGGACGCUUUCACGGUCGGUCAGUCGCCCAUCUGGCAGGACACUAGCACGACGGCGCAGUGCCAGGAAAUCGAGGAGUUCUUGGGGAGCCUUGACUCUGAAUCGGGAUCUGAAAGGACGUCGAUCAGGUUGCGUGGACAGCAACGCUUGGCGGAUUUAACGGGGUCACUCGCCUAUGAGCGGUACACCGGCAGCCAGAUCCUGAAGAUUGUGCAAACGAAGCCGGAAGUUUACAGGGCCACGGAAAGGAUUUCGCUCGUGAGCUCGUUCUUGGCGUCGUUGCUGAUGGCACAGUAUGCUCUGAUCGAUGUCGCGGAUGGCUCGGGGAUGAAUUUGUUGGAUAUCGACACCAAGGCCUGGGAUUCACGGCUGACAGAGUUCAUUAGCCGAGGUGGAGAUACGUUGUCGACCAAACUUGGGGACGUUGAUGUCUCGGGCAAGAAGGCGCAAGGCGUGCUCAGCAAGUGGUUCGUGCAAAGAUAUGGAUUCCGUUCAGACGUAAACAUCGUAUCUUUUACUGGAGACAAUCCUGCGACGGUGAUGGCGAUGCAUGCCGAGCAAGGUGAUGCGAUCGUCAGUCUCGGCACCAGCGACACGCUACUCUUAUACACCAACAAGCACCGAUCAAAUACAGAGGUUACAGAGGAGAACGAAACCAACCAGUCCAAUGCCCGACUCUCGAUCGGAUAUCUAUGCCACCCUGUUGAUCCCAGCGGGUAUCUGAUGAUGUACUGCGCCAAGAACGGAUCUCUAGCACGAGAGAAAAUCAGGGAUCAGUAUGCGGAUGGAGACUGGGAUCAGUUCAAUCGAUACUUGAAAGACGCCGCCACAUCGGAUCAUGGCACAAAGUCUAGGAUCGGAUUCUAUUUUUUCGACCGCGAGAUCUGGCCUCCAGUCCAGGGCAUGUACCGGUUUGAGGACGGAAUCGCUGUAAACGAGUUCGAGGACGAGAAUGAUGGAGAUACGAAGCAGUGGGUAAAUGUGCUUGCAAUUUGUGAAUCACAAUUCCUGGCGAUAAGGAUUCGCUCAAGUCAAGGAGAUUCAUUAUCAGCAUCGAUUUUGGCGACUGGAGGUGCAUCUUCGAACAGGGCUAUUCUUCAGCUGCUCUCGAACGUCUUUGGGGUGCCCGUGGUGAGCAAGACCCAGAACGAGCAGAAGGGAGCAGGAUCUGCGGCGUGGGGUGCUGCCAGGAAGGCGUUCCUGUUUGGCCGUCAUGAUGAUCGUGAUCCUAGUGUUCAGUACCACCAGGAAGAGGAGGAGGAGAAGGUGGAUUCGAAUAUGGACGUUGACGAUAAAGGCGCAGGCGGAAAGUCUGGGGAGAGUGCGACGGUAUGGCCGGAUUUGGAACAGACGAGGAAGUACGUGGAGAUGAUACCGGAGUUCGUGCGUCUGGAAAGGAUACUCCUUCAGAAGGCGGACUAG
Messenger RNA from Gamsiella multidivaricata, 1872 nucleotides. RefSeq lists its product as uncharacterized. Lineage: Eukaryota; Fungi; Mortierellomycota; Mortierellomycetes; Mortierellales; Mortierellaceae. Gene Ontology annotation, biological process: xylulose metabolic process. The coding region runs from base 1 to 1872 and encodes 623 amino acids. The record is from RefSeq and is a predicted model, not a curated record. Gene Ontology annotation, molecular function: D-xylulokinase activity. The transcript has 6 exons. Gene Ontology annotation, cellular component: cytosol.